Chaetomium globosum CBS 148.51 is the source of this 1335-nucleotide messenger RNA. RefSeq lists its product as uncharacterized. The transcript has a single exon. Gene Ontology annotation, biological process: regulation of translational fidelity; 'de novo' cotranslational protein folding. Gene Ontology annotation, molecular function: ribosome binding; Hsp70 protein binding. NCBI's taxonomy places the organism in Eukaryota, Fungi, Ascomycota, Sordariomycetes, Sordariales, Chaetomiaceae. Gene Ontology annotation, cellular component: cytosol. The coding region runs from base 1 to 1335 and encodes 444 amino acids. The record is from RefSeq and is a predicted model, not a curated record.
AUGGAAGCUACUGUCGUACCACUUCCGCUCCCCGCCCUUCCCGAGGGCUGGGAAUCCGAGAACAACUUCAUUCCUAAGGGCAAGAUUACCAGCUUCACCCAGCGCACUCUGGAGCCCGUCGGCCCUUACUUUCUCGCCCACGCCCGCCGUGCCCGCCACAAGCGCACUUUCUCCGAAGAUGACCGGAUACAGGCUCAGGAGCGCGCCAAGAAGGUCGAAGAAAAUGACGACGGCGAGAUCAGCGAGCCCGAGGACCCCAUGAUGCUCCAGCGCGAGGCCAAAGACUGGAAGUCGCAGGACCACUACAAGGUUCUGGGCCUGUCCAAGUACCGCUACAAGGCCACCGAGGAGCAGAUCAAGCGCGCGCACCGUAAGAAGGUGCUGAGGCAUCACCCCGAUAAGAAGGCGGCCGCCGGUCGUGCCGACGACGACAACUUCUUCAAGUGCAUCCAGAAGGCCACCGAGGUGCUCCUCGACCCCAUCAAGCGCCGUCAGUUUGACUCGGUCGACGAGGAGGCCGAUGUCGAGCCGCCCACCAAGAAGCAGCUGGCUAAGGGCAACUACUACAAGCUGUGGAGCCAGGUCUUCAAGUCCGAGGCCCGCUUCAGCAAGGUGCACCCGGUGCCGACCUUUGGCGACGACAAGGCGACCAAGGAGGAUGUUGAGAACUUCUACAACUUCUGGUACAACUUCGACAGCUGGCGUUCAUUUGAAUACCUGGACGAAGACGUCCCGGAUGACAACGAGAACCGCGACCAGAAGCGCCACAUGGAGCGCAAGAACACCAACGCGCGCAAGAAGAAGAAGGCCGAGGACAACGCUCGCCUCCGCAAGAUGCUCGACGACUGCUCCGCCGGCGACGAGCGCAUCAAGCGCUUCCGCCAGGAGGCCAACGCCGCCAAGAACAAGAAGCGUUUCGAGCGUGAGGCCGCUGAGAAGAAGGCCGCCGAGGACGCCCGCCUCAAGAAGGAAGCCGAGGAGAAGGCCGCCAAGGAGGCGGAGGAGAAGGCCAAGAUGGACCGCGAGGCAACCAAGAAGGCUAAGGAGGCGGCCAAGAACGCCGUCAAGAAGAACAAGCGUGUGCUGCGUGGCUCGGUGAAGGACGCCAACUACUUCGUCGAGGGUGACGCAUCACCGGCGACCAUCGAUGCCGUCCUCGGCGACGUCGAGCUGAUCCAGGCCAAGAUUGACGCCGACGAGAUCGCCGCUCUGGCUGGCAAGCUCAACGGCCUGAAGGUGGCCGACGAGAUCAAGGGCGUGUGGAAGGCGGAGGUCGAGAGGCUUGUCGGUGCUGGCAAGCUCCAGGAGGGAGAGGCCAAGGCGCUCUCUGCUUGA